AAUUUUGCAUAAAAAAGGGAAAAUUGCAGCUCGCAUUUUGGAUUUCGUUUUCGACAAAAUUAAUCCGAAGGUGCUGUACUAAUUACUUGACUCAGCUGACUGUUACUUAAUUUUGUCAUUUUUGUGAAUGUGUUUCUUGUUUUUCGUGAUCUUGUGAAGUGAUAGUUUACUUCUGUAAGUGUUUGCUGGAUGAAUUAAUUUGGAUCUCUGAAUAUUAUUAAAGGGGGUAAUUCCUGUUCGAUCGUUAUUUGCCUUAUCUGGGCAACUGCACGUGAUACCCAUGAUAAGAACGCGUCGAUAGCGAAGUGCUGGAGACUACUGAGCGAAAACGAUCUCAGUUUAUCGUGAUAUCUGCCAAUGUUUAGAAUACAAAAUUUGCUGCUCUACAGAAAGACCACAAUGUGAUUGCUUUGGGACGAAAAUGCUUUAAGUGGAUCAGAUCCCUUUGUUUUUGGCAAAACUCUUCAGUAUUCGCUUUCGGAUAGGCAUUACGCCAUCACCGUUUUGGUGAAGCUUGUUCCUUUCAUUUCACAAUGUUAACCUUGGCAGCCAGCAGUAUCAUCGCGUCGUUUUAUUUACUAUCGUCUGUGGAAGCGGAUGUCCUUGUAAUUGGCGGUCCCAAAAAUGACACGAUGUAUCGGUUUGCUGACAUGCCCGCUUCUGACCACUUCGGACCAAGUAUUCCCAGUGACGGGCUGGAGGGUUAUUUGGUCUUGUCUGAUCCCAUUAACGGGUGUACGCCUAUCAGACCUCCGCCUCCGGGAUCCAACAUGUCAGUUUUGCGGCCGUGGAUCAUUCUUAUUAAACGGGGUGGCUGCGAUUUCGACACCAAAGUGCUGAAUGCUCAAAAUGCCGGGUAUAUCUCUGCCAUUGUAUACAACAACGGAUCUCAGAAUCUGAUUCCGAUGAGCGGCACCCAUGGCGAUGAAAUUCAGAUUCCUUCCGUGUUUGUCAGCUAUCGUGAUGGCAUUAUGCUGGCUACGGAUUUCACAUGGACAUCGGGUUACCAUAUCGUAAUCACGCCGGAUUAUCCGGUGAUCAGUCUGAAUGCCAUCCUCCUGCCCUUUGCCAUCGUGGUGGGCAUCUGCUUCUUCGUGCUAACCAUGGUGCUGGUUGCCAAAUACGUGAGAGAUCGUCGACGGCGACAGCGUCACCGAUUACCGAAAUCCCAGCUCAAGAAGAUUGCCAUUAAGAAAUUUAAGAAAGGUGAAGGCAAUGACGUCUGCGCCAUCUGCUUGGAUGAAUUCGAGGAAGGAGACAAGAUGCGUGUCCUUCCUUGCCACCAUCAAUACCACUGCAAGUGCGUGGAUCCGUGGCUGUUGAAUAAUAAACGCGUCUGCCCCGUAUGCAAGCGCAAAGUAAUUCCGGGGGACGAUUCGGAUGACGAGGCAACCACGGGCGGCGGACGGAGCUCGGCCGAGCCCAGCGAAGUUACUCCGCUUCUUUCCCCAGCCCAUAACGCUCCUCUGGAGAAUGACUUGCCAGUACAGCAUCCUGCACACCUGGUUAACGUGGAAUUCAUUAGUGACGAUGAAGACGAUGGGAGCAGCGAGAGCCGAACAGUGCGGACCACCCACCCUGUAACCAUCACCUCGUCGCCGUCAUAUAACACCGACGAGAUGCCCUCGACCAGUGGGACGUCGUACUUCUCCACUGUCACCGAAGUAUCCCCGCCGUCGGCACCGACUGGCAAUGAGACCGAUGAUGAUAACGAUGUACCGCUGAUCCGGCUGACGGAUUCGAAUGAUUCGCUGAUAAGACGGGUUUAAUUGCGGUGGCAUGGCAUUUCAGUUGGAUUACCUACAUUUCGCACGCUUGUAUGCAUCCUACGGGUGAUAACGCUGAUUCUUUUUUUUUGUUUUGAAACGGUUUCGCAUGGUAUUAGGAUGGCAGUGUUUUGGUUUGUUUUUCGCUUUCAGGGAAUGAACCCGAUGAUUCAGAGAAGAUAUUGCGUCUUAAUUUUGGAAGUUUUAUAUCGUAUUAUUAGGUACGUGUGUGACUUUGUAUAGAUUAUACCUUUGUUUCGAUCUGAUUAUGCUGGAUGUUUUUUUGUGAUUGUUUUUUCAUUGUGUUAAGCCAAGUGUUUAUUGUGCAAAAACCGCCGGAAAUUCGUUCAGUAAACUGAUUAGCUACCACUA
Molecule: messenger RNA, 2138 nt
Organism: Paramacrobiotus metropolitanus
Lineage: Eukaryota; Metazoa; Tardigrada; Eutardigrada; Parachela; Macrobiotidae
Product: E3 ubiquitin-protein ligase RNF13-like
Exons: 5
Coding region: 534-1769 (411 amino acids)
Biological process (GO): positive regulation of DNA-templated transcription; protein ubiquitination; ubiquitin-dependent protein catabolic process
Cellular component (GO): cytoplasm; nucleoplasm
Molecular function (GO): ubiquitin protein ligase activity
Source: RefSeq, a predicted model, not a curated record